AUGGCUUCUGGAAGACUAAUUAAGCUUGUGUUUUUUGAGCUUCUCGAGUUUGUUGCUUUCUCCCUUCCCACACUUGUGAUUAUGGAGCAGUUUGCCUCCGCCUAUCAAAGGACAAGGAAUGUAGCUGAGAAAACGCAUUACUGGCUUAUUGUUUCCUGUUCUAUUGCCUACGUGGCUUCAGUGACUCUAUUGAUUUGGGUUCCGGUAAAAGUUCUCUUAUACAAAAAACGUCAUCUUCGAAAAAAAAUUAAAGGAUGGAGGCCUGUUAUGAUGAUGUGUAUAGUACUCACCACACUUCCCAGCUUCAGCUUUUCUAUAGCAGUGACUGAGGUUCAAAAGAACAUUAAUGGUUCCACUGAUGUAUUAGCUGAUACCUUACCGGACCUGCCAGUAUCUCUGGUUCUGACUUCCUUAAUUGUGGUUGAUAUUAUUGAAAAACUCAGGAUAUAUCCUCUCAAAGGGAGUCAAAAGUGUAGUGAAGACAGGCACAUUCAUACCUCCACUUUGCAACAAAUAACAACUGUGACUGAACAAGUGAGGCAAAAAGCAGAAAACCCUGCGCCUCGCCAGGCAGCCAGCAGAACUGAGUUGUCUCAACAUGGAGAAGCCACAACACGGAGCCUGGCUCCUGUGUUAGCGGGACCCGUGGAGCCGUCCUUCGACUCAGAAAUUCUGAGGACAAUGUCCCGGAGAGACGUGCGGGCAGAGAUAUUCCUGUGGAGCUUUAUCUUGUGGUUUGACACAGUUGAAAUGGUGCGAAUUGCAGGUCACUCUGCUGUGUACAAGUCCGGCUGGCUAUAUCCAGUUUACAUAUUUAGUUUUAUUUCUCUGCUUCGAAUUAUAUUCACACCCCAAAACCCCCUUCUAAAUUCCCUGGACAUCCUGCUUCAGGAUUUGCCCUUUAUUUUUGUUAGACUUAGUUUACUCAUUGUCCUGGGGACUAUCACACCAGUACUGGGUCUUUGUAAAAAUGUGUUAGUGACUCUGUCUUAUAUUUACUUUAAUUACUUAACCAAACAGGAAGUUUUCUCUACCUUCCAAACUUCUUAAUUCUAAAAAGAAAGUAUAGUAGAGUAAAAC
This is a messenger RNA of Trichechus manatus latirostris (Florida manatee), 1080 nucleotides long. RefSeq names its product transmembrane protein 236 (gene TMEM236). The transcript has 4 exons. The record is from RefSeq and is a predicted model, not a curated record. NCBI's taxonomy places the organism in Eukaryota, Metazoa, Chordata, Mammalia, Sirenia, Trichechidae. The coding region runs from base 1 to 1050 and encodes 349 amino acids.